AUGAAAGAGGGCUUUUUUAUCCUUCUAGCCCCUUUUCUUCCCGAGCAAAUGCACAAUAAAAAUGUCUCUUAGGCCUUUUUCACGCCCUUAUUCCUGUAAACCAUAUUCUAACUCAACAAUUAUUUCAAAGUCAAUAUACAAUAUGGAUGUUUAUCGGGUCUCUGCUUGGUGGAAGGCUUUAAAGUCACAUUGGCUGAUGAAAAAUGGCCCUAUUUUCUCGCAGUCGGUUUCCUCGGUCGAGCUGUCUAAGGGACAGGAGCCGGAUUCUAUCAAACUGCAGCAUACUCGGAGUUAUUAAUCUAGUUCCCUCAGAUUCAAAAGAAAUUAGUCUCAAUGAUGGAAGUGGGUGCAGUUAUGGGCGGAUCCUCUGGCCUUGUCAUAUCAGCAAUCUUGUCAUAUCUCAUUGGAUUUAUGGGUCCCUUUCUAUUCGUUGGAUUCACUUGCCUCAUGUUCUUGAUUUUCUAAGAUAAACUCAUAUCAUUUGCUGACUAGCAAUCAGAUCUGACAUCUACAUAUUAAUUUGAAAGCUAAAAUUUAUCAAAUAACUUAGGAAGUUUAAAUUCAAGUCUCUUAAGAGAAAUGUCAUUAUAACACAAUAAAUCAAACAAUCUAAAUAAACCAUCUUUGGUAGAAGAUGACUCUGAUAAGAGUUAAUAUAUUUUGGAAUAAGAUAGUUCUGAAGAGGAGAGUCAUUAGGAAAACAAUUAAUUUGAUAAUAAAAGUUUAGGACUCCCAGACCACAAUUAAAUUAAUAAUAAUUAAGUCAAGGCGCUCCUCCAACUGCCAAAGAGAAAUUUCUUCGAUAAAGUCACGUAUUCGGACAUUAUUUUAACGAAGCGAGGCUUCUUUGCAUGUCUGACAGUGAUUGUGAAUAUUCAAACAUUUUAUUACAAUGACACGAUUCUUGCGGAGCAUCUUCAGUCCGUUUAUGGUUUUUCACCUUCGAUCAUUAGUUUGGUCUACGCUAUAUAAUAAGUUGGCUUCAUGACCACUGCCCCCAUCUCACCAAAUAUAGUGCAUAAAUUUAGUUUGGUAGGAGUGGUAGUCGUGACCCAAGUAAUCCAGGGGUCUGCAGCUUUGUUGAUUGGACCAUCAGAGAUGUUGGGACUAAGUUAAAAAAUUUAUGUAACGAUGAUUGGCCUUGCUAUCGCAGGUUUGGCCUCUCCUUUUUCAAUUAUUGCACCUUAUUCUGAAAUGGAAUAAUGUCUCAGUAUUCAUAAAACCAAAAGAUUUAACCCCCAUGAAGUAGCAGAUAUGGUCUCCGCUAUUUUCAAUUCAUCUUAUGCUCUUGGUAGUAUUGCUGGCCCUCUGUUUGGAGGCUAUGUUAAUGAGUGGACUAACUUUAGAAGAACUAACGAUAUUUAGGCCUUGCUUUUGUUUUCAGUGGCCUUUUUGUAGUUCGUUGUUGUUUAUAUACCUUAGAGGCUUGAUCAGUUCGUCAAUAAUAUUACAAAUGAUGAAAGUGAUGACAAUGGUAAUCUGAAAACUCUUGAUAAAGUUAAUAGAAACAAAUUAAAUCAGAACUAUGACGAGAAGGAACUUAUCAAAUUUAAUAACAAAUUCCAUUAGGAAAAAGAGAUGAAAGGAUAGGAAAUGGUUUGA
Molecule: messenger RNA, 1602 nt
Organism: Stylonychia lemnae
Lineage: Eukaryota; Ciliophora; Spirotrichea; Sporadotrichida; Oxytrichidae
Source: the annotation of a GenBank genome assembly